Messenger RNA from Camellia sinensis, 3098 nucleotides. Lineage: Eukaryota; Viridiplantae; Streptophyta; Magnoliopsida; Ericales; Theaceae. The record is from RefSeq and is a predicted model, not a curated record.
CUCACACAAUGAUCAUUCAUUCAAGGUUUUGACGAACUAUAAAAUGAAAAUGAAAAUGAAGUUGAAGUUGAAAUUGAAAUUGAUGAAUGGGCAACGAAGAAACAGGGUUUCAGACUAGUAAUUGUUACGGAGUCACUAUAACAUCACAAAAUUUAACAGAUUAGAAAUGAGAUUUCGCAGUGACGACAAACAUUGCAAUUUCGUAAAACUUUUUUCCUCUAAUUACCAUUUUGUUUUUGGAACAAUAUAUCCACACCUAAAAAAAAGAACUAAAAAAAAACAAUAAGCAAAACCAAUAACAAACAUGACAGGUAACACAUUCAUAAGGUACACGUUAAAUAUUUGCUUAUUUGAAAUUUUUAUUACAAAGUAGCAUAAAUUUUUUUAUAGUGUCUUUUUAAGGUGCACAUCAUAAAUUUCUCCUAAAUUUUGAAACUAACUUUAAACAAUCCACUAUUUAACUCGGCUCAGUUUUUCCCCAAAUCCAAGAUUCAAACACAGCUCGGGAAACUAGAGUUCCCUAUACAAAGAAGUAUAAUGUUGUUGUCUUUACGAAACUGGCUGAUCGAUGUGAUUUUGGAGAUGCACUCAAUACUUGGGUCAUUUUGUUUUUUAAUGGCAGUUGACUGACGUAGUAUUGCUUCGUUAAUUGAUAAAAAAAAAUGCAGUUAGAUGUGGACUUUGUUCAAAUUGAUGUGAGGAAUUUACGAUGGAGAGGUCCAAUUGUUGAUACUGUUGUUAUGAAUCCUCCGUUUGGAACUCAGAAAAAGGGGGCUGAUAUGGACUUUCUCUUUGAGACUUUGAAGGUGAAGUUGAAUCCAUCUCUGGCAGAUGCUUGGCUCUGCUUAGGUAACUGCAUUUGGAAAAAGGGAGAUCUACCUUCAGCAAAAAACUGCUUUACACUUGCACUAAGCGAGGGUCUAAACAAAAAGAUACUUUGUCAGUUAUCUAUGCUAGAAAAAAGAAUGGCUCAAUGCAAGGAUCUUAAUUCAGUGUGCUAAUAAUCAGGCAGAGAUUGUCGAGGAAAGCAACAAACAUGCAUAGGAAGCUAGUUGGAUGUGAAAGAUGGGAAUUCUUGGUGUAAGGCUUUGUAUCAGAUUUAAGCUAAAAGAGUAAUUUGAAUUUCUUUGGCUACUUUGGAUUGGGGAUGUGUGGAUUGCAAUUGGGUGAGUUUGAAUGAUUUCUGGUAAGGGGUUUUGGUAAAGGGUUUGAUGACAUUAGUGGCUCAAAGCUAGGAAGAAAGAGUGUGCAACUUCAAGACUAGCUGUGUUACAUGGGAUUUUUCAAAAAUUUUGAACUUGUAGGUUUUGUCAGAAAUUAGUGUGUUGCAUAUUUUUCCUCUGUUAGAAUAAGAAACUUUAUACUUAUUGUGGAGUGCUAUAACAAAAUUAUGAAAGGUUUAGAUAGUGGCCACUGUGGUUGAUUAUGAAUUGUGUAAUCUAUGUUUUCCUUGCAAGUAGGAGUAAUCGUGGGUGAGCACAGUUUUUUUUAUGUAAUCUAGAGAUAAUUUGUUAUGGCACGCUUCAUGAAACUUUACCCUCUUGGUUCAGAUUAUGGGUUAAUGCAAAUCUUAUUUAAUCUAGAGAAUUACCAUGUACUUCAUGGUAAUAAGAAAUGACUAUCAUGUAAAUGCCAAGGCUUUUAGAACUAUGGAAUAUAUAUUAUUUUGUUUUUACAUUGUAGCAAAAUGGGCAUUUGUUUACUCUUUUGUGGCAAAGAAUUUGAAAUUGUGGGUUUCUACAAGAAGAGAAAAGAAAAGGAAUUUAGGGCUUCUUAGGUUAAGCUCUACCUUAUGCUGUAUUUGUUGCUUUAGUUCAUUGGAGUUAAUUUUUUAUUUUCAUUGUGUCUUAUUUACCUACAUUCCUCUGUUUUUUUUAGCAAUCUAGUUUUUGUCAUCAACCCCAUAUGGUGGCUGCUAUAGCAAUUACCAACUAUCAUGGAGGCAGGUAAAAUAUUUUUAUUUGAUUUUGAUUAUCUUCUCUAUUGUAGCUGUUGGUUAGUAUUUUUGGACUAAAAGAUGUUUGUUUUUAAAUUAUAAGACUUGCUAAUAGUUCUUUGUAAGCCUAAUGCCCUUAAUUGAUGUUGUUGUUAUUAAAUGGUUUCAUCUAGUUUAUUUAGUUGAUUACGUGCAUAAUUAAGUUUGUUCUUUUAAAAAAGUUUAUUGUGUAUUGAAAAAUGGAUUUAUUUGCUUUAUUUUUGUGACAACACUCCCCACUGAUUAGUGCUAAUCUAUGAUUAAGCAUGUUAAUGACUGAUUGACUGGAAUCCUGAACUGAUUGAUCAAAUGUAUAGCUUAAGUGCAUGUCUAUCUGUUUGACUGCUAAAUGAUCUGUUCAUGUUUUAUGUUUUAAACUGCAAAUUGAAGGCCUUAUCGGCGGCCGAAUCCGAAAUUGAUUAAUGUUUUAUUCUAAUUGAAAUUUAUGUGAUUUGGUGGUAUAUUUGAUUGAAAUAUGAUUUGGUAUGAUUAAAUUGGAUUAAUUAGAGUUGUAUCACAUUAGUUUGCCUUUAUUUCCAUUUUGCCACUCAGUGGGUUGUGCUAGACCACUCCUUCUCUCACCCUUUGUAUUGUCUUAGCACCUUUUCCUCAUUCAUUCUUGAGGCCAAACCGAUUGGGAGAGGGAGAGUAGGAGAACAAGUUGAUUUCUACAAGUCUUGCUUGAAUCUAAAGGAAUUGAAGAGCAUUUACAUAUAUGAGCUUCUACAUCUUGAAUUCAAGACCUAAGAUAGAAAAUUUACCUUCUUGUUUGUGAAUUUAAGUUAAUUCUUGCAUGGCUCAUGGUAAUUUAGUCAUCUAAGUCUAGAAUUGGUUUACAAUGUUGAAUUAAGAGCUAGAUCAUGCAUGCAUGCUCUUAUAUUGAGGUUUUGAAGUUGUUUUCAUGGAAUUUGUUACAUGCAUGUCCAUAUCUUGAUCUGAGACCAUGAAAUCAUCUUGUUUUUUAGGGAAUUGGCUCAUUGGAGCAUGUAUUAGGAGCUUUGAACUCAUUAGAAUAAAUGCAUGUUAUGUUUGAUCAUGUUCUUGAAGUUUAUUUGAAAAUUCUGUUUAAUUGAACUACCUUUGGGCUUUGAUUUCUCAAAUUGAGCUUUGAAUCAUGUUAUAC